UAACUCUCCUUGAUUAGGAAAUAUACCUCUUGCACUAAAGCUGGAUUGGUUUCGUAUAGCUGCAGCAGAUCCUUUAUAUACACUCCUUUUUAUUAACAAACACACGUUACUCUUUCCAGUAAUAACUAGAUCAUACAUUAGUUACCAAAUUUUAAUGCUAACAAUUUCUUAUGUACAUUUGGGAUAUUAAUUACUUGUCUAUUUAUUUAUGGUCAUAUAUUUUGGUCCUUUAGAAAAAAUAAAAAACAAAAGAAAUUAAAGACAGUGACUAUAAUGUUGUUCAAUUAAGCCUUAGAAAUUAACCGACUAUAUCCCCCUAAAACCAGCAAAAACCAAGGACUAAAUUCAUGUUACAUCCGACCACUCACCAUUUGAUCAUUUUUUUUUCUGAAUUAAGAGUUGUGGCUUAAUUUCAUUGAAAUGUUUAGAAACUCACUAGUAAUUUUUAAUUUUGCCAAAUUUUUUUCACCAUUAAGCCGUUCACUUGUAUAAUAGAAUAGCUUUUAUUUUAAUAUUAUUUAAUCCUUCAUUUAAUUUAUAGGAGAGAUCUUGAUCUAUUAAUUUUUCUCACUGUCAAAUUAAUCUCUCUUUCUUUCCCUGUUAACUAGUAAUAUUCUAUUAGCAUUUUCUUUUAAAAAAAAUUAGAUGACUAAUAUAUUCUCUUUUUCUCUGUUAACUAACCCUUUACUUUCUCUUUAUCUAUUUUCUUUUUUAUAUUUUUGUUCAUUAUAUGUGCUCCUUAAUUUUUUGUUUUGUAUAUAGUGAGCAGUGGUUGCGUUAUAUGUUUGCUAUGGACUAUGUGCCAUGCAUUCUUUGGAUUUUAUUAUAGCUAUAUUUGUGUUUUAACUUUUUUUUUUCUAUUGAGGCUUGUGAUUUCUGGUGCUUAUUUUUAAUAUUUUUUUAGGUAUGUUAAGCUUGUCAUAUAUUCAAUGGACAAGGAUUGGAUGCAAAUUAAGAAUAGAGCCCUUUUACAAUAUAGGAGAGGUGUCAACGAGUUCUUAGAUUUUGCCUUUAGUCAUACAAACGAUGAUAAGAUAUAUUGUCCGUGUUUUAAAUGCAAUAAUUGCCUUAGAAAAUCUCGUGAGCAAGUAGAAUUUGAUCUUCUAAGUCAUGGCAUAGUGAGAAAUUAUACAAUUUGGUACCACCAUGGAGAAUCGCUACAAGAUGAGUCACCCCAUUCAAGUUCAUUUGAUAGUCACGAUGAUUAUAUGGAUAAAGAUGACAUGGAAAACAUGUUAAGGGAUCAUUUUGGAGUUUGGGAUAUAGAAGAGGAUAUUGAAGAACCUAAUGAAGAGCAUAUAAAAGAGGAUAUAGGAGAACCUUAUGAAGAGCAUGUAGAAGAACCUAAUGAAGAUGCAGCAAAGUUUUACAAACUUUUGGAUGAUUCUGAGAAAGAACUAUAUCCAGGAUGUACGUACUUUUCAAAGCUCUCGUUUUUGAUGAGAUUAUUCCAUAUUAAAUGUCUUGGUGGAUGGAGUAAUAAAUCAUUUUCUAUGUUACUUGAGUUAUUGAAUGAUCAAGUUACUCCUUUCAUAUAG
This is a messenger RNA of Arachis duranensis, 1538 nucleotides long. RefSeq lists its product as uncharacterized. The record is from RefSeq and is a predicted model, not a curated record. Lineage: Eukaryota; Viridiplantae; Streptophyta; Magnoliopsida; Fabales; Fabaceae. Bases 930 to 1538 code for a protein of 202 amino acids. The transcript has a single exon.